Molecule: messenger RNA, 1354 nt
Organism: Bipolaris sorokiniana ND90Pr
Lineage: Eukaryota; Fungi; Ascomycota; Dothideomycetes; Pleosporales; Pleosporaceae
Exons: 4
Coding region: 167-1006 (279 amino acids)
Molecular function (GO): protein binding
Source: RefSeq, a predicted model, not a curated record
AACCCUCAUUCCGUUUUCUCGAUAGCUGGUUUGCUCGCUUGCUUCAAACUGGGCCGUGCUUGUGCUAACAUCUAGCCUCACAAAAAGCCAAAUGCUGCAACCGCAGGCCUUGUAAACGGUAGUCUUCUUCUUCCAGUUCUCCUGUUGUUUGUCCUCUAUGAAUACUAUGGCAUCUACCUCGCAACAGCAGGUGCUGGAUUCAUUGAAAAGUUUCUUGGCAUCCGGUGCCUACUCUGAUCUCAGUAUUAAGUGCGGACGUGAUACGUACAGAGUCCAUAAAGUCAUUGUUUGUGGUCGAGCUGGCUUCUUCGCGCGUGCGAUCAAAUUCGGUGGACAGGAAGCGCAAACUGAUCAAAUUGACCUGCCUGAAGACGACCCCAAAACAGUAAAACUUCUUAUUCAAUAUUUGUACGAGGGCGAAUACGAUCCAGUCCUACCUCCCACCACGCCGCAGACCACGACGCUCGCUGUUGUCACACCGGUUAAGCAUUGGGAUACAGCGUCAAAAAGCCUCUCUUUUCCUCAUACCUGUCACAUGAUAGAAUUUCGUGGUUUUGACGGCCCUAGCAUCUAUGACUGCAGCAAUGAUCAACUCUGUCCACACCAUCGGUGCAGUAUUGACUGUAGGUACAGAUGCAGAGAAUUUUCUUGCCAGACUUGCGUUUUACCAAACCCCAUUGGACCUUCGUCACAACUUCUAACGCACGCCAAAAUGUACGAACUGGCCGACAAGUACGAGGUUGUAGGUCUGAAGGAGCUAAGUAAGGAGAAAUUCAGCAGAGGCUGCAAGCAUUUCUGGGAUACCCCAGCUUUCCCUAUCGCGGCUCGUCACGCUUUCUCGACCACACCCGGAAAAGACAACGGCCUUAGGUGUUGCGUGAGCCAAGCUGUUGCCACGAACAUGCAGUUAAUCCGGAAACCCGAGGUCAGGGCAUUGCUGAUGCAGUUCAACGGUUUAGCGUUGGGAAUCUUGGACGCAAAGAGUAAAGAGCUAGGCUGGGCAUGAAGACCUAACUAAGCAAUUACUUAACCAGUCAACUAAACUGUUAUCAUUUCGGUACCGAAGUGUUAUAUCGACAAAGGCAUCCAUCUCUUGUCCUUUUUAGAUGACUUCUUUGGAGACUGUGUUCCUUCUAGCUCGUCUUUGCACGUGUCGCUCGAAGGCGUACAUUUAUGCGUCUUUUCCUUCUUUGUAGCUCCCCAAGCGUGAUUCCACACGUUAUGCCAAACGGAAUUAUGGUCUCUUGGGAACAAUGGUCGGAUAGCGCGUUUUACCCCUGUAAAUUCAUCUCACUACUCCUUGUAACUUUUCCUAAUCUAGCAUCUAUGUAGCCCCUUGACUCUAUUUUACGUG